CGAAGCGAAAAAAGCAGAAUCACACUACUAUUUAACCACGCUAAUUGGCUACAGUUCCCUAUCCGACAUUAGUGUUGAUGAUGAAGACUAUGGAAGUUGACAAGCUAAUUUGGUCUGGUAAAAGACCGUACAUGUGUAAUCAUCUUCUUUAGCGAGAGUACUCAGCUCUUUCUGCUUGUACACUCGUUUCAAGUAGUACUCGACGGUGGCAGAAUUGUUAGCCGCGACAGCCUCUGUUUAGCCUGUGAGCCUCCGUUUACCGGUCGUAUAAACUCACUUUAGUUGUUUCUUGAGCAGUUUGGUUUAUAGCUUUUUUUAUCUUCUGGUCGUGCCUUUUGUUCAUGGACAUUCUCAUGAAUUCGAUGUGUGUGGGUUGUGAAACCUGGUAUAUAUAUUGCGGGCACAUCCUUUAAAACUUUUAUUGCAUCAAUUUGGCUCAGGGUACCUUGAUUGGGGGAUUUAUUUAGCUUUUUGUGAUGAUGGGCAGUUCAUCUACUUGCCAAAUUAAGAAUAAAAAUGAUGAUGGGCCGUGUUGGAAGUGUAUGUAUGUUUUCCUUGAUCAAUGGGCUGCCUAUCUAAUUAUGAUCAAGUGUAUGUGUAAACUGUGAAGUGAGGAAAUUCUUUGGAAACUCUUCAGGAACUCCCCAAACACUCUUUUACUGUUUCCAGUUUCCCCAUGCUUCUUACAUCUUUGUGGAACAUAAUAUAUGAAUGUGAUGUAAACCUGACCUCUUGCGUAUCCUUUUAAUAUGAAACUAUGAAUUACGCCAAAAAUUAACAUGUGUUAUUGUUUGACACGUUUUUUUAUUUUAUCAUUAUAAGUUUGUUCAUGUUUAAAUCUAUGUUCUUACACUUGCCACAUUUUGUUUGCAAGAGUUUGAAGCUGCUGGUGUGGAGAUUAGUAUUAGUUACUAGUUGAAAUUUGUCAGUAUGGUCAGGACAAAAACAGUUCAAAAACAUGUGUUGGAGGUAUUGGUCCUACCAAGGCCUCCCUUCCACUUUAUUUGUUGAGGCUUGCACACUCUAUUUUUACUCUCUCUUGGAUACCUAUUCUUUGGUAUAUAUCCUGAUCAAAUAUAUACCUAUUAGAGUUGACUUUCCCAGUUGGCUGGCCCCUUUGAUUGCUGUCCGCUGCAUCCAUCUUUUGUCUUGGCUCCUACAUGUGACUUUGCCUUGUCUUUGUAGCAUGUGAGUGUUUGUUGUUUUGACCUCACCCGUGACUCCUCUUCUAUGCUGGCAGCCUACUAUUUAAAGUCCUUGCUUCUUCCCUUGUUGAAGCAGCCUGCGUGAGUUUAGUAUCCCAGAGAGCAGAGCUCCCUUUCUUCCUCCUUUGUGUGAGAAUAGAUAGGUCCUUAGUGGAGAGUAAUACUUGGGUGUGCUAUAGCUUCCUCUUAGUGUGGUGUGUGAGAGUGUGUGUGUUGAAAGACCUGAGCCGGAGACGGAAGAAACGAUCCUUACAGUGGUAUCAGAGACUGGAACCGCCGUCUGCCGCCGUCCGCCGCCGCCGUCCGCCGCCGCCGUCGAUUGGAGCUCGCCGAAGGUCCAAGAGCUGCCUGGUCGUUCUCACGAGCUCGCCGAUUUCCCUAUUCGCUGAAAUCGACGGAAGCUCGCCGCCGGAAACCACCAUAACCAGAUUCCAGAAGCUCGCCGUCGCCUGGGAGGUCUGCCACCGCCGCCGGAGAAUCUGCCGCUCCGCCAUCAAAGUCACUGGAGCCCUUCUUCGUUUUUUCGCUCGACGCCUGGGUUGCUGAGGUCGUUCGCAGAAGGCAGGAGGCGCGUUGAAGGAACGAAAAGCACUGCUACGCUCCUUCUGCUUCGGGUUCGCUGAGGAUAGAGACGAAGAGUGUGGGCCCUGUACUUUUGUAUCCUGGACACUGGUCUGUACGCAGAGAAACUGGAGCAGGCUAUUUGGGCCGAGUCUAACUGCUGGAAGGAUGGGCUGACUUAGGCCAGUUGGACUGCUCCUGGAGCUGAAAAGGCUACUGGACUGGUAGAGCAGUCUAAUUAAGCUCUGGGCUGUUGGGCCUUUCUUCUCUGGGCCGCUGGACCUGGGGAAUUACUGGGGCUAAGUUGCUGAUUUGUUGGACCUGGAGCUGGAACCGGUCAACGCCGGUCAACGGCAGUCAACCCCUCCAGAAAAAUCCCAAUUUUUUUAAAAUUGGGUAGGUAAGGUCGAAACGCUCUCCUAGGGUUUCGCGAAGGUAAGUUUUCUGUAAACUUCCCAUUUGUUACAUUCCGGUUUUAAUUUAAUUUAAUUUUAUUCCCCCUCCCCGCGGGCCGCCGGUUGAUUUAAUCCCGGCCGCCAACCCCCCAGGUACGUUCUAAACCUUCUCCUUUGUGGUUGACUGUUUUAGUUAAUUAAUUAAAUUGCUAAGUGUUAUUUAAAUUAAUUGUUAUGCGUAGGGGUGGUUUAUUGGGUGGUAGGGGUAGAAUUAACUAAAUUUAAUUUUCUGCCCGGAAUUGUUUAAUUGCCAAAAUGUCCAUUUUUUGCUAUGUGUUGCCUGCUGCCCGGGGUUAUUAAAGUGAAUACUUUAUAACCCGGGUUGGAUUUUUUUUCUGUCAUUUCUAUCUGUUUAGCUUUGUGUUCCUUUGUGGUUGAUACCAUGGCUGCGAAUCAGUAUGGUAUGCUUCCAUUUAAUGGAAAAACAGAUUUUGAUAUUUGGAAACAGAAAAUUAAGUGUGUGUUAAUACAGCAAAAAGUUUUCAGAGCUGUCACUGGUAUUUUCCUUGAAUCAGAAGAUAAGGCUAAGCAAAUUGAAAUGAACGAAACUGCUUGUUCUACUAUUUACUUGAAUCUGUCUGAUUCUGUGCUUAGGAAAGUGGGUAUUCUUGAGUCCGCUAAGGAGUUGUGGGAGAAAUUGGAUAGUCUCUAUACUGAUACCUCUUUGCCCGGGAAGUUGUUCUUACUAGAGAAAUUCUUUAGGUUUAGGCUUGACCUGACUAAGGAUAUAGAUGAGAACCUGGAUGUGUUUAAUAAACUGAUACAAAAUAUCAAACAGGCAGGUGAUAAACACAUAGAUGAUUACACUCCCAUAGUAUUACUUAAUGCCAUUCCCGACUCUUAUAAUGAUGUUAAGUCCGCUAUUAAGUACGGUAGGGAUGAGAUUUCAUUAGACAUUGUGGUGAAUGGGUUAAGGAGUAAGGAAUUAGACCUGAAGCAUGCUAGGGGUAGUGCUAGUCAGUCCAGGGACUCCGGUGAGGCUAUGUUUGUUAGGGGUAGAUCUAAGGGUAGGUCUAAGAACUCUAAGCAAAAUAGUCAGGGUAAGAACACUAGUCAGCCUGGGAGGAAGAGGAGCAAAUCUAGGAAGAGAGUGUGUUACAAUUGUGGUAACACUGGCCAUUUCAUUAAGGAUUGCCCCCACCCUAAGAAGACCGAGCAUGCUAGUGUAGCUGUUGAUAAAUGUGACCUUGGUGAUAUUUUGAUGGUUUGUGACCAUGUUAAUUCUGUGAGAAAUUCCCUGUCUGAGCAUGAAUGGUUGAUUGACUCUGGUUGUACCUAUCACAUGUCCCCCUUUAGAGAUUUAUUUUCUACUUAUGAAUUAUGUGAUAGUGGCUACGUUUCCUUAGCUGAUAAUAAGAGAUGCAAUGUGCUUGGUGUUGGUGAUAUAUGUCUGAAGUUUUCUUGUGGCUCUGUGUUUACCAUUAAGAAUGUGAGGCAUGUCCCUGAUUUGUGUCAUAACUUGUUAUCUGUUGCUGCUUUGGAGAGUAGUGGGUUACAGGGAAAAUGGGGGAAUGGUUGUAUGAAAAUCCUGAAAAACUCGCUUGUUUUGUUUAAAGCUGAGAAGGUGAAUAACCUUUAUGUGUGUCAUGCUAAACCUUUUGUUGAGUCUGUGAAUGUUGUAUGUUCUGAUAAGACCUCUUUGUGGCAUAAUAGGCUAGGACAUAUGAGCAAUAAGGGUUUAGAUGUCAUGCGUAGGGCUGGUUAUUUUGGUAAGGACUCUGUGACUUCUGUGCCUUUUUGUGAAUCAUGUGUGUUAGGCAAGCAGCAUAGAGUCAGUUUUCCUCCUUCCUCUUACCCUAAUCUGUCUAAAUGUUCGUCUGUGCUUGAAUAUGUUCAUGCCGAUGUUUGGGGUCCUGCCAGUGUUCCUACCCACGGGGGUAGGAAAUAUUUCCUUUCUAUCAUUGAUGAUUUCUCUAGGAAGGUGUGGGUUUGCCUUUUAGAACACAAGUCUGAUGUGUUUGUGAGGUUUAGGGAGUGGAAAACCCUAGUUGAAAACCAAACUGGCAGGAAGGUUAAGACCCUUAGGACCGAUAAUGGGUUAGAGUUCUGUAAUAAGGAGAUGGAUAAGUUGUGUGUGGAUUGUGGGAUAAAAAGGCACAAAACUGUGCCUUAUACUCCCCAACAGAAUGGGAUAGCAGAGAGAAUGAAUAGGUCUCUGUUGGAUAAGGUUAGAAGCAUGUUAGCUACCUCUGGUUUGUCUAAGAAAUUCUGGGGUGAAGCAGUCACUACUGCUGCCUAUUUGGUUAAUAGGUCCCCGUCUGUCCCUCUUGGUGGUAAGUGUCCUGAAGCCGUCUUUACCGGUAAGCCUCUUGAUCUGUCUAACCUUCGGGUGUUUGGUUGUGCAGCGUAUGCACACCAACAGGGUGACAAGUUGGAUCCUAGGUCUAAGAAGUGUGUCUUCCUAGGUUAUCCAGAGGGGGUAAAGGGUUACAGGUUAUGGGAUAGGAACCAGGUAGGCUUUAAAGUGGUCCUUAGCAGAAAUGUGGUGUUCAAUGAAACUGAUUUUCCUUGCUUGACCGAGUCUGUUUCUAAUCUUGAGUCUAGGUCUGAUAGUACUCCUAGUGAGGUGGAGUCUGUCCCUGUUGCUGCUAGUCCUUUAUCUGUUGAUCCUGUUAUCUCUGAUGAUAUUGUUAUGCAUGAUUCUGAUUCCUCUGAGCAUGAUAGUCCCACCACCUCGAGUGAGGUGGAGCAUUUGCAUGAUACUGAGCAUGAUUUGCAUGAUAUGGGUGCUGAAUCUGAUUUUCAUGAUAACAAUAAUUUGCAUGAGUUGCAUGUGGAGCCUAGUAGUGAUAAUUUGCAUGAUUAUCAACUUGCUAGAGAUAGGAGUAGAAGGGCUAUCAGGAGAACUGCUGAUAUUAUGCCUGAUUAUGCUUUCAUUGUGCAUGAUACUUCUAUGUUUGCAUUCUCUGUGUUUGAAUCCCUAGAGCUGAAUGAACCCAAGACCUACCGUGAAGCCUUAGGUUCCAAAGAGUCUCAGAAAUGGAUCAGUGCCAUGAAAAGUGAGAUGGACUCUUUGAGAGUGAACCAGACUUGGACCCUUGUACCUAGACCCCCCAACUGUUCGGUAGUUGAGUGUAAGUGGUUGUUUAAGGUUAAGGAAGAACCUAGUGAUGUUAGGUUUAAGGCUAGGUUGGUUGCGAAGGGGUUUACUCAAAAAGAGGGGGUAGAUUAUGCAGAAAUCUUUGCUCCUGUUGUUAAAUUCACCACUAUUCGUAUGAUGCUUGCUUUAGUUGCUCACCAUGACUGGGAAAUGAAACAGAUGGAUGUAACUACUGCAUUUUUGCAUGGUGAAUUGGAUAAAACAAUUUAUAUGACCCAGCCUGAGGGCUUUGUGGAUCCCAAGAGAAGUGAGCAUGUCUGUUUGCUUAGGAAGGCUUUGUAUGGCCUGAAGCAAUCCCCUAGGCAGUGGAACAUCAAAUUUGAUAAAUGCAUGAUAUCUUUGAAGUUCCAAAAAUCUGUUUGUGAUCAUUGCCUGUAUUUCAAAAAUACUUCUUCUGUGCCUGUAUUUUUGUUACUCUAUGUGGAUGACAUGCUGAUAAUUAGUCCUUCUCUGAAUGCUAUUAAAGAUGUGCAGAAAUGUCUUUGUGCGAAUUUUGCCAUGAAAGACCUAGGUGAUGCCAAGAGGAUCCUAGGCAUAAACAUUGUUAGGGAUAGGAGUAAGCGUACUCUUACUUUGAAUCAGAUUUCUUACAUAGAAAAAGUUUUGAGUAAAUUUAAUAUGUUAUCUGCUUCUCCUGUUAAUGUCCCUAUGGCAUCUCACUUUGUGUUAAGUAAGGACCAGUCUCCCAAGACUGCUCCUGAAAUUGAGAAAAUGAAAUCUGUGCCUUAUUCCAGCGCAAUAGGGUCGGUGAUGUAUCUUAUGGUUAGCACUAGACCUGAUAUUGCAUAUGCGGUUAGUUGCUUGAGUAGAUAUAUGUCCAACCCUGGUUUGCCUCAUUGGAAUGCUCUUAAGUGGUUGCUUAGAUAUCUGAUUUCUACUGUGAAGCAUGGAUUAAUUUUCUCUAAGUGUGCUAGUGGUAUUGAAUUGAUUGGUUAUGUUGAUUCUAACUAUGCAAAUGAUAGAGAUAACAGGAAGUCGACCACUUCUUAUGUUUUUACUUUGUGUGGCUCUUGCAUUAGUUGGAAGUCUCAACUACAGCCUAUUGUGGCCCUUUCUACCACUGAGUCCGAGUAUGUUGCAGCCACAGAAGCGUUUAAGGAAGCCAUCUGGCUCAAACGCCAUGUCUCCGAAAUUGGGUUUCUCAAAAAGGGAGUUACCAUUUUCUCGGAUAGCCAAUCGGCUAUCCAACUUUGCAAAAAUCCUGUAUUUCAUGAUAGAACUAAGCAUAUUGAUGUUAGGUUCCAUUUCAUACGUGAUAUUGUUGAUGCAGGUGGAGUCAAGCUGUGCAAGAUCCCGUCCGAGUUUAACCCCGCGGAUAUGGGUACCAAGUGUCUUUCUGCUGAGAAACACUUGUCCUGUAAACGCGUGUUAAACUUUGACUGUGGAUAACUGUGGGUUGCCUAAUAAAGUGUUUGCCCGUUGUGUCUGUUGAUAUUCCGGGUGACCCGGCGAUGAUGAGUCUUGUCACAACUUUGUUUUGUUACUCUACACCACCUAGGACCAAUAAGGUGGAGAAUGUUGGAGGUAUUGGUCCUACCAAGGCCUCCCUUCCACUUUAUUUGUUGAGGCUUGCACACUCUAUUUUUACUCUCUCUUGGAUACCUAUUCUUUGGUAUAUAUCCUGAUCAAAUAUAUACCUAUUAGAGUUGACUUUCCCAGUUGGCUGGCCCCUUUGAUUGCUGUCCGCUGCAUCCAUCUUUUGUCUUGGCUCCUACAUGUGACUUUGCCUUGUCUUUGUAGCAUGUGAGUGUUUGUUGUUUUGACCUCACCCGUGACUCCUCUUCUAUGCUGGCAGCCUACUAUUUAAAGUCCUUGCUUCUUCCCUUGUUGAAGCAGCCUGCGUGAGUUUAGUAUCCCAGAGAGCAGAGCUCCCUUUCUUCCUCCUUUGUGUGAGAAUAGAUAGGUCCUUAGUGGAGAGUAAUACUUGGGUGUGCUAUAGCUUCCUCUUAGUGUGGUGUGUGAGAGUGUGUGUGUUGAAAGACCUGAGCCGGAGACGGAAGAAACGAUCCUUACAGCCACAUUUUGUUUGCAAGAGUUUGAAGCUGCUGGUGUGGAGAUUAGUAUUAGUUACUAGUUGAAAUUUGUCAGUAUGGUCAGGACAAAAACAGUUCAGGUGUUUGGUUUCCCUCAUCUUGUAACUGCAAGUGAUGCUAAGAGAUGCUUUGAGAGGUAUACUGGUGUAAGUUCUGUGUAUGCCAUUGAGGUAAAGAUGGCUAAAAAGGGUGGAAGAGCAUAUGCUAAGGUCCAAUUUGAUAAAGCCACCAGUGCAGAACUAAUUAUAGCUCUUGCCAGUCAAAAGAGAUUGUACUAUGGCUCAUCUUACUUGAAAGUUUGGGAGCUAGAUGCCUAUAUUGUGCAACCUAGAUCAUACAUCCAUGACAUGAAAAACACAACUCUAUGCUUUGGGUGCCAAAUAUCAGAUGAACGGUUUUACAGGUUAUGUAGACUGGAAGAUGUUUCAAUAGAAUUUGGGUAUGGGUUGAAGAAGAUACGCUUCUUUCUAUCAUAUCGCUCUUUCCAAUACAAGCUUCAACUUUCAUAUGAACACAUUUGGCAGAUCAUGCUGUAUAGAUCCCCCGCCCAAAACGUUAAAUAUCUUGUCAUACAGUUAUUUGCCGCUCCACGGAUCUACAAGAAAACAGAAGAAGACUCCAUCUAUAGCUACUUCCAGGAAACUCCAGAUGAUCAGUGGGUGAGGACUACAGAUUUCACCCAAAAUUUGAUUGGGCAAUCUUCUAGCUUGUGUUUGGAGCUUCCUAAAGGUGUCAUAUUACCAGAUUUUCGUAAUAAUUUUGUCUUCUAUACUGAAACUGAAAGUCAAUUCGUUCUAGAGCCCGGUUUACGGUUUUCUAGCAAUUUGGAUCUAGUUCCAAUCAUCCAUCCUCCACAAGGAGAUGCAUUGCCAUUCAAGUUAGUGUUUAAGAUUUGCAGUUUGGUGCAACAUGGAUGCCUUCCGGGUCCCGCACUGAAUGCCAGAUUUUUCCGCUUGGUUGAUCCAAGGUUGGUAAACAUUGAUCACAUUGAAAAUGCCUUGGAGAAAUUGUACUAUAUGAAGGACUGCUGUUAUGAUCCUGUGAAGUGGCUGACUGAGGCAUACCGUAAUUUCAAGCAUCCUCCAAAAUCCGCUUCUAUAAAUCUAGAUGAUGGAUUGGUUUAUGUAAGGAGGGUCCUAGUGACUCCAACAAGGGUUUAUUUUUGUGGUCCCGAGGUAAAUCAAUCCAAUCGUGUGCUGCGCCAUUACAUUAAUGACAUAGAUAAUUUCCUCCGUGUAUCUUUUGUUGACGAGGAGUGGGAUAAAAUCCAAUCCAUGGAUUUAUCUCAACGUGCAACGGGCAAGACAGACCUUUAUGACAGGAUACUUUUGACACUAAAAAAUGGUAUUGUUAUUGGUGAUAAAAGGUUUGAAUUUCUUGCAUUCUCGUCAAGCCAGUUAAGAGAGAGUUCGGUUUGGAUGUUUGCAUCAAGAUUUGGACUUACAGCUACUGAUAUAAGAGAAUGGAUGGGCAACUUCAAAAAGAUAAAAAAUGUUGCGAAGUAUGCUGCUAGACUUGGUCAAUCGUUUGGUUCAUCCAGAGAAUCUGUUAGUGUUCACAAGAGUGAACUUGAAAUUGUUCCCGACAUAACGAUUAUAAAGCAAGGGAUAGAAUAUAACUUCUCCGAUGGGAUUGGAAAAAUAUCUGCAGAAUUUGCUGAAAAAGUCGCCAAAAAAUGUGGCCUGGAUAGGUUUGCCCCAUCUGCUUUUCAAAUCCGCUAUGGUGGAUUUAAGGGAGUUGUUGCUGUCGAUCCCUCUUCGUCAAAGAAAUUGUCAUUAAGAAAAAGCAUGUUGAAAUACGAAUCAGACAAUGUAACACUUGAUGUUUUGGCAUGGAGCAAAUAUCAACCUUGUUAUCUAAACCGCCAAUUGGUAUCACUCUUGUCAACUCUUGGUAUCAGAGAUGAGGUCUUUGAGAGGAAGCAAAGAGAAGCCGUUGCUCAAUUGAACGAAAUCCUCACUAGUCCUGCAAAGGCAGCCGAGGCUCUUGAGUUAAUGGCUCCCGGAGAAAACACUAACAUCAUUAAAGAGAUGCUCAUGUGUGGCUACAAGCCUGAUGCUGAACCAUUCCUUUCGAUGACUUUACAAACAUUCAGGGCAUUUAAGUUGCAAGAUAUAAGGACCAAGGCACGGAUAUUCGUACCUAGUGCCAGAUCUAUGAUGGGUUGUCUAGAUGAGACCAGAACAUUGGAAUAUGGUGAAGUAUUUGUUCAGUAUUCAGGUGCCGGACGGAGGCUGUCUCUUGUUGGUGCUCCCCAUUCCAAUGAAACCAGAGAUUGUAAUUACAUCGUCACAGGAAAGGUGGUCGUUGCAAAGAACCCAUGCUUACAUCCUGGUGAUGUUCGUGUUUUGAGAGCUAUUAAUGUGCCCUCGUUGCACCAUAUGGUGGACUGUGUCGUUUUCCCCCAGAAAGGGCAGAGACCCCAUCCAAAUGAAUGUUCUGGAAGUGAUUUGGAUGGAGAUAUUUACUUUGUGUGUUGGGACCAAGAUCUCAUUCCGAAGGAAAUGAAACCAGCGAUGGAUUAUACCCCUGCCCCAAGCAUGGAAUUGGACCAUGAUGUAACAAUUGAGGAAGUUCAUAAGUAUUUUGCAGACUACAUUGUGAAUGACAGUUUAGGCAUUAUUUCAAAUGCCCAUGUUGUGUUUGCGGACAAAGAAGAUAAGAUGGCAAUGAGUGAACCGUGUCUAGAACUUGCAAGGCUCUUCUCGAUUGCAGUCGACUUCCCCAAGACAGGUGUUCCUGCUGAGAUACCUUCCCAUCUGCGCGUCAAAGAAUAUCCCGAUUUCAUGGAAAAGCCCGCUGAAAAGACAAGCUAUGAUUCUUCAAGAGUGAUAGGAAAGCUAUUUAGGGAGGUCAAAUAUAUCACUGCACAGCUAAGCUCCAUCACAUCCUUUACUAUAGAAGUUGCGAGAAAAUCAUAUGAUCCUGACAUGGAAGUGGACGGGUUUGAAGACUUCACUGAAGAAGCUUUUAAUUGUAAAACUCGUUAUGACUUCAAGCUGGGCAAUCUAAUGGACUAUUAUGGAAUAAAAACCGAGGCUGAAGUGUUGAGUGGCGGUGUUAUAAAGUCUUCAAAAUUCUUUGACCGCAGAAGGGAUGCGGAUGCGGUUAGUUUUGCUGUUAGGGCCUUGAAGAAGGAGGCAAGGUCAUGGUUCAAGAAAGGAAGUGAGUCCGGCGAGGACUCAUUGGCAAAGGCAUCAGCUUGGUACCAUGUCACUUAUCACCAUACAUAUUGGGGUAGCUACAAUGAGGAUAUGAACCGAGCCCACUUCAUCAGUUUCCCAUGGUGUGUCUAUGACAAACUUAGUCAGAUCAAGAGGGCCAAAACAGGAAAUAGCGCUCUUCGUUUGGCAUCGAUUGAACAGCGGUUCAGCAAAGGCUUGGCAUUGGCCUGAUGUGGUGUGGUUUCCAUCUUGUAAACUGUUCAUGCUGUAGUCAUGACUCCUCUAGGCUAAUCUGCUUCACUUUAAUUUAUGUGCAACAAACUACUCCGUAAAGUUUAUUAUGCAUUUUGGGUGUUUGGAUUUAAAUAGAACUUUUUGCAUUGUUUUUGGUUUUUUGGUUUAAAUGUAUUUUUAGUCCCUGCAAAUAUAUUACAUUCUGUUGACUUCCCGAUUGCAAUAAUAUAUUUAGAAAUUAC
This is a messenger RNA of Cuscuta epithymum, 10994 nucleotides long. Lineage: Eukaryota; Viridiplantae; Streptophyta; Magnoliopsida; Solanales; Convolvulaceae. The record is from the annotation of a GenBank genome assembly.